Molecule: messenger RNA, 2490 nt
Organism: Anoplopoma fimbria (sablefish)
Lineage: Eukaryota; Metazoa; Chordata; Actinopteri; Perciformes; Anoplopomatidae
Product: zinc finger protein 664-like
Exons: 3
Coding region: 1-1485 (494 amino acids)
Biological process (GO): regulation of transcription by RNA polymerase II
Cellular component (GO): nucleus
Molecular function (GO): DNA-binding transcription factor activity, RNA polymerase II-specific; RNA polymerase II transcription regulatory region sequence-specific DNA binding
Source: RefSeq, a predicted model, not a curated record
AUGACUACCACACAGUACUUCACAGGCGUUCGGGUCAAAGCCGAGCCGGACGGCGACCUCGACAUCCAGUCGUUCAGCGUCCUCAGGAAGCUGUCCGUCAAACUGACCGACUGCAGGCUGUGGCUGGAGGGGCGGGACUUCAUGUGUCUUGACCAUCACCCUCAGUUGUGUCACCAGAGGCCCCGCCCCCCCACGAAUACAGGCAGAAAGAUGGUCUACUGCUCCGAGUGUAACAAAGGCUUCUACAAGGAGGCUCACCUGGAGGCUCACCUGAGAACCCACCGAGGACAGAAUCCCAACGAGUGCUGGCGGUGUGGGAAGACCUACCCGACCCUGAUGAGCCUGGUGGUCCACCAGCAGAUCCACGACCGCAGGGAGCCGUACCAGUGCUCCUACUGCCACAAGACCUUCGCUCUGAAGAGGGACUGGAAGACGCACCACCGGACGCACUCCGGGACCAAACCCUUCAAGUGCUGGUUCUGUGGGGACGGCUUCAGCCAGCAGGACGAGCUCAACGAACAUCUGGAGAUGCACAAGGGGGAGAAGUGCUACCGCUGCAAAGUCUGCGACAAGAUGUUCGUCUCCUACCAGGGCUUCAACUUCCACCGCAAGUCGCACAAGAACCUGAAGCUGCUGCCCUGCCUGAAGUGCAAGAAGACCUUCAGUAACCCUCAGAGCCUGAAGCUCCACCAGGUGACCCACUCCGACAGGAAGCCACAUAAGUGCCCCACCUGCAGCAAAGGCUUCAAGCUGCUGAGCGGCAUGCGCGUCCACCAGAGGACCCACGAGGACCUGAGGGACUACCACUGCACCGAGUGUGGCAAGUGCUUCUCCAGCCUGCAGGGUCUGAAGCUGCACAACCGCACCCACACCGGACUGAAGCCCUACAGGUGCACCGAGUGCGGGAAGAGGUUCACCCAGUCGCCUCACCUCAAGUCUCACAUGGUCACGCACACCGGAGAGCGCCCGUUCCUCUGCACCACCUGCGGGAAGAGGUUCACCCAGUCGUCCCACCUGAGGUCUCACAUCACGCUGUUCCACGUGGGCGAGAAGCCCUUCGCUUGUGACGACUGCGGGAAGAGCUUCACCAUCGCUCACUACCUGAAGAUGCACCGGCUGAGCCACACCAAGGAGAAGCUGUACCAGUGCUCGUACUGCCAGAAGUCCUUCUCCUACCACAACUCCUGGAGGGCCCACGAGAGGAUCCACACCGGCGAGCGUCCGUUCAGCUGCCAGGACUGCGGCCAGAGCUUCAUCACGUCUGGCUCUCUGCUGAGCCACCAGAGGACCAAGCACACCGGGGAGAAGAGCCACUACUGCAUCACCUGUGGGGAGUUCUUCUUCACCAGCUCGCUGCUGCGGGUCCACCAGCUCGACCACACCGGCGAGCGGCCGCACGCCUGCGGCUGCGGUAAGACGUUUAAAACCAAAGGAGUGCUGCGCUACCACCUGAAGAGGUUCAUCGACCACCAGCCGGCCGAGUGAGAGACACACGGCGUUUUCAGUCCGUGUGAGGUUCAGGGACAGGAAGUAAGUAGUGGUCGUCUGUCAGCAGGAACACACAGAUCAUGAAGGAGAUGUAGAUACUUUAUGAACUCCAUUCAGAGGCUUUCAUUAUCUCUGAUGUCCUCAAAGACAAAAGAGUCCUCCUGGAAGAAAGAGCUGGUGAUCUGGAAAAAACUGUUCUGAUGUUUCUGUUGAACAACCGUCAAUGAAUCAAAAGCUCUGACAAAACGUAGAAACACAGUCAGGUGACUGCGGUGGUCUGUGACUGUAAGAUGCCGUCCAUCAUAAAGAUCCUCAUCGGCACCAGAGUCUUCCACCAGCUGUGAGGUCCAGCUGCCAUGUUUGUAGUUUACGUUCAUGAGGAUAAUUUAGGGGGCGUGUCUUUGGAGGUCUGAAGAGACGGCCUGAAGAAGACUUGAGAUGUAGAACCUUCUGGAUCUGGUGCUGCAGCUACCGUCAGCAUGGGGGGGGGUCAGAAAGGUUUGGUGCUGCUCUUUUAAUGAAGCUAAGAGCUUUCUGGGUUCCUGGGUGUUAAAUGUUUGUGGUUCUACGAACUUAAAGCUGUUUUACAAACGUUUGUUAUUCAACCUUUCUGCUCUUUUUUACAGACGUUGUUUUAAAGCAUCACUCUGCUUCUUUAACACUAAGAAACAAUCAGUUCACCCAGAAACACUCGUUGGUCUUGACUCAGGACUUGUUGGUUUUGACUCAGGACUUGUUGAUUUUGACUCAGGACUUGUUGGUUUUGACUCUAGACUUGUUGGUUUUGACUCAGGACUCGUUGAUUUUGACUCAGGACUUGUUGGUCUUGACUCAGGACUUGUUGGUUUUGACUCAGGACUUGUUGGUUUUGACUCAGGACUUGUUGGUUUUGACUCAGGACUUGUUGGUCUUGACUCAGGACUUGUUGGUUUUGACUCAGGACUUGUUGGUCUUGACUCAGGACUUGUUGGUUUUGACUCAGGACUUGUUGGUCUUGACUCA